CUAAAUUAUUAGUAGCUAAGCCGCGCUGUUGCAAGGUGCUCGCUUUGAAAUUUUUCUAAUGCCGGGCAAAGGUCUAUAGACCUUUGAAUAAGUUGCAUGUCGCCUCUAAAAGAAGACGAUGACUUCCGUUACUCUGACCACGACAUCAGAACCAAUGAAUGGAAGUUUCUCAACAUCAUUAGACGAAAGUGUUACAAGUAGACCGGCCUUUGAAACCCCAAAGCCUGUUAAACGUUGCCUCGCAGCUCCCCUAGACUCUUACAAAAAACGCCGGAAACAAGCUACGCCUGUAAGAAUUUCCGCGACAGAACCUCAGGAUGUUGUACACUCACCAGAAGGUAAGCCCUUGGAUUCACCAGUGCCAGAACCCGAAAUUAAAUGCUCAGAAUGCCACUUCCUAUUCGAUUCGUCUGACCAACUGCACAGUCACAUCGCCAACGAACAUCCAAAUUUCCAUUGCAAAAGGGAACCCGAGGAAAAUUUAAAUUACGAACCACAAACCCAAAACGCCUUCGACAUAUCGUCAACGAGAAAUGAUAUUUCGUGGAUUGGUGAUAUUCAGAGUAAAGACUUUCUCAACCUAAAUUUCCACGGAUUAGUUUUUUCCCCGGCAAGUUCUUUGUUUAUGUCGUUACCAUCUUUUCCCCAAACUGAUAAUCCUUCGUCGAGGCAAUCGGUCAGAAUAUUUAACCCGGAUGCCUUUUGUGACCUUUGCAACAAAGAAUUCUGCAACAAAUACUUUCUAAAGACCCAUAAAGCCAACAAACACGGUAUUUAUGCGGAUCCGCCGUCUUCUGAAGCCCUUGCAAUUUCUCCAUUCAUUUCAAGUAUGAUGAAAAUACCCACUACAAGUUUUAAUUGUGAUAUACCCUCACUAAAGACAGAAUUGAAACAGCAACCUCAAAAACCUCAAUUUUGUGAUAUGCUUUCGGCAAUUCACACAAGCAAAGCUUUUUCUAAAUCCUCAAAGCAAACCGUUACAAACUUUACCGAAACCGAAAACAAAGAGGUGAUAGAUAAUCCUGAGCAAAGCACUUCCGAGACCGAACAAUUUACGGCAGCUAUUAAAAAUUCGGACGAUAACGAAGGCAGCUGUAGUCCAGGAGUAAUUACAGCAAGCAUGUUCCAAUACAAAAGCGACUCUAACUUAGACCAGGACGGACUAAAUUAUUCUACUUCCAACAAAUCGUCGCCUGCUCCGUCGUCCAAGGAUAUGGACGCGUCGAUGAAAUACAAAAAGGCCGGAAUAAUGAAUCCGAAAGCUUUUUGUGAAAUAUGUUGCAAAGAGUACUGCAACAAGUACUUCCUACGAACGCACAAAAUGAAGCGACACGGCAUAUACGUACCUGACGAAGGACGUGACAGUAAGGAUAACAAAUCGGAACCGUUUCAGUGGAACCAGAACAUCCAAACGAGUCCUCUCAAUCUUAUAAUGAACGAACAGCAAAGCAAUUCCAAUUCUGCAUCCGAAAGAGACCGGAAAACGUCGACCCCUCAAGAUUACAGAUGCGACAUUUGCGGAAUUAAUUUCCAAAAUAGCUCUCUGUCACAUUUACAUAAUGUCAGCGUCCACUCAUCGGAAAAAGAAACUUCAACAAGCGACAUCAUCAAUAGAGAACAUCAUCUUCGAGGAGGAAAAAGUUUAGAUCUUCAGACGACAUCGACGGAAAGGGGAUCGUGUAGUACGGAACCUAUCAACGAAGAUCUUCAAAAGUUGCAAACAAUGAUUCUUCAACUCAACGAACUGGACGUGGGCAAAACCAAUUUAUUGUGCAAUAUCUGCAGUAAAGAAUACGACAGUAAAUACACGCUUCAAGCUCAUAUGAUGUCGACUCACGGGCUUUUACUUGAAGAUGUCGCACCAGGGGAUAAAUGUGGAAGUGGUUUGGGUCCAGGAACGAGUAGCAGAGAUGUCGGGAGCAGUACCAGCACCAGCAACAGUACCAUUUGUGAUUUGUGCGGAAAAGAUUUUUUCGACGUCGAAGGAGUUAAAAAACAUGUGCUCGAGUGUCAUCCGAUCAAUUUCAAAGAAUCGAAAGAAAACAAUUACAUGAACACGGAAAAAACAGCGAAUAAAAUUAUGGUUCCUGGCACUCCGACAUCGUCGGAAAGACGUUCGGCGCCGGUGCUCACGCCGAGCAGCAGUUACUGCGAAAUAUGUAACAAAGAACUUUGCAACAAGUACUUUAUGAAAACGCACAUGCAAAGAAUGCAUGGGAUAGAAAUAGAAAACGGUGCACAAAUUGGUGGUGUGGUGUGUGACAUCUGUAACAAGGAGUUGUGCAGCAAAUAUUUUUUACGAGUUCAUAAACACAAUACGCACGGCAUCGCCGAGUAUAACUCAGGUUUCCUUCAGAGCCGCAAAGGUGACGCCGAAUCAAUUCCAAUGCUUCCUACCGAAAGCGAUCCCGCCUUGAAGCCGAUAGAUCUGGCCGAUUUGAGUCACAGGUACUUCUCACACUUUACCGAAGUUUGUUCAAUUUGUAGCAGGAGAUUCAGGAGCACCAAGUGGUUGAAGGCUCACCUCUUGAGCGACCACGGUCAAGCAGGUGCCGAAAAGUGGGUAGAAUUAGAACAAAACAUUACGCCGUCGAAUGUUAACGUUAAUGUUAAUUUCAACAGUAAAGCCGUUCCUCAGGUCGAAAGAACAAGUCCAUUAAUCAAAAUACCAAACGGAAAUCAAGAGACCAACUCGAAAAUAAAGACCCAAAACGUAUUUUCUAGCAUUUUUGGUGCCGACGAAAAUUCCAUAAAAACGUACGAUUGCUCUUAUUGCCCGUUCUCAACGCCAGUUCUCCCUUUAUUACUUGUACACGAACGUUCGCAUGAUAUGCGUAAUACAUCGCCGGAAAAUGAAAAUACUAAUGUGGUUAAAUGUCCCGUUUGUGCCAAAUCGUUUCCACAGACAGGAACUCUACAGCACCAUAUCGUCAGCGAGCAUCCUUUCUUUCAUUUGUCGCCCCAGGAGGAGAGUGAAAACCAUCAAAACGGAGUGCCGAAGGAUGGCUGUGAUAACUUUCAGGAAGAAUGGAAAAUUGACGAUUCUUUCAACGCAAUGACCAACAAUAAGGAUGAUAAAAGUAAGAAUCGAUUGAAACGUAAGCUGAUCAAUUCGGAAGUGUCGUUCGAAACGACUCAGACGCUUAAGGAAGUUGUGAAGAAAUUUCAACUUCCAGCGACGUACGCUUUACCUCUAACGUCAUCGGAUGAUGACGAAGCGGUCUUUCCAGGUUACAUAAUGCAAGCCUUCACCCUGAACGAGUUAGCCUCGGAAAGAAGUUUUGUACCGUCCGUGGUAUUCCUUCCGGUGCUACAGAAACUAUCCAACCCCUUAAAUGUCACCUUCAACUUGAGCCCAGCUUGAAUACACAUACAACGUACAAGUAAUGUUUCUUUUCAUCCACGGACGUGGCGUCGUAGAAUUUCUUUAAAAUGAAACAAACAAAACAAAACA
Molecule: messenger RNA, 3454 nt
Organism: Agrilus planipennis (emerald ash borer)
Lineage: Eukaryota; Metazoa; Arthropoda; Insecta; Coleoptera; Buprestidae
Exons: 2
Coding region: 119-3364 (1081 amino acids)
Source: RefSeq, a predicted model, not a curated record